AUAUAUAUAUAGGGUUUUUUUUUAGAGACCAACGUGAUUGAAGGUGCUUGAGAUGCAGCCACGUCGUCAGCGCCCGGCAACUGAUGCCCCGCAGGCAGCGACAGUUGCGCUGCCGAAGGACAACAGCAACCAGGAGCAGGAGGCGCCGCUGGACCAGAUCGAGAGUAGCGGCAGCAACAGCAGCAACAGCAGCAGCAGCAGCGGCGGCGGCGGCAGCGGCAGUGACUGCGAGAAACCAACAGAGACGGCAACCAGAGAGUUUUUGGUCUCGCUGCUGGAAUGCCCGGUAUGCUUUGGCUAUAUGAUGCCGCCCAUAAUGCAGUGCUCGCGCGGCCAUUUGAUCUGUUCGCAGUGCCGCAACAAGUUGAACGUGUGUCCCGUCUGCCGUGUACCGAUGAGCAAUAUACGCAACCUGGCCAUGGAGAAGGUCGGCUCCAAAUUGAUAUUCCCCUGUAAGCAUGCCUGCUAUGGCUGCCGUGUGCGUCUCUCCUAUGCGGAUAAGAAAUCGCACGAGGAGGACUGUGAAUUUCGUCCAUAUUUCUGCCCAUAUCCGGAUGAGAAGUGCGUGUGGCAGGGUGCCCUCAAGGAUGUGUACAAACAUUUCGUGAGCACACAUCAGAAUGUCAUCACCAUGGAGGGCACCGACAUCAUCUUUCUGGCCACCAAUGUGAAUCAGGUGGGCGCACUCGACUGGACAAUGAUACAGUCGUGUCAUGGCAGACACUUUCUGCUAUCGCUGGAAAAGGUGCAGCUGGGCGAGGGCUGCCAGCAGUAUUUUGCCGCCUGUCGCAUGAUCGGCACCAUGCGCGAUGCCGCCGACUUUGACUAUCUCAUUUCGUUGGAGGCCAACAAUCGCACUCUAAAAUGGAAGUCCAAGCCGCGCUCCAUACGCGAAAGUUUCGUAACCUAUACAAAUGCCGAUUUUCUGGUGCUCAACAAAUCGACGGUGGAACUAUUUUCCGAGGAUGGUAAUUUGGCAUUAAAUAUCAUUAUCAAAAAGGCCAACAAUGGUGACUAGAAUGGACAAUGCAGCCAACUUCAUAUAUAUAUAUAUAUAUAUAUAUACCCUCUGAUCCCUGUGGCCCGGGAACGAUCUGCCCCCUUGCUUCAGUCCCAGUCUCAGCAGUAGUAUCUACUCUCUAUGUGCUCACAUAUGUAUAUAUAUAACUUGUAAAUGCUCCGUGGCCAGACAGAAUUCAUAAUUCUGCCAUGUUCUGGGGUGGCAAUCGGAUAAGCGCCGAUAGGAGACACAUCACUUGUUCCAAAUAGCCAGAUAAAAUAAAUUGGACAAGUUGGAAAACCAUUUGCUAACUGUAAUCCA
This is a messenger RNA of Drosophila montana, 1321 nucleotides long. RefSeq names its product sina homologue (gene sinah). The record is from RefSeq and is a predicted model, not a curated record. Gene Ontology annotation, cellular component: cytoplasm. Bases 53 to 1018 code for a protein of 321 amino acids. Gene Ontology annotation, biological process: multicellular organism development; proteasome-mediated ubiquitin-dependent protein catabolic process. Lineage: Eukaryota; Metazoa; Arthropoda; Insecta; Diptera; Drosophilidae. Gene Ontology annotation, molecular function: zinc ion binding; ubiquitin conjugating enzyme binding; ubiquitin protein ligase activity. The transcript has a single exon.